ACCCUCCAAAAUGUGCAAAAUUGUGGUUUUCAUUUAAAUUUCCUCCCUAAAAAUUUUUUGGGGGGUUUGCCGUACAUUUUAUGCUAAAUUGAGAGGUUUCAUUACAAAGUAAAAUUGGUCACGUUAAAAACAAGCCCUUAUAUGGGUCUGUAGAUGGAAAUAUAAAGGAGUUAUGGAUUUUAGAAGGCGAGGAGGAAAAAACGAAAACGCAAAAAUAAAAUUGGCCUGGUCCUUAAGGUGAAAAUGGGCUUGGUCCUUAAGGGGUUAAUAAAGUGUGUGUGGCUGGCACAUUGCUAUGCAGUACCUGCCCCUUGCACUGUUAUGAAGUAUCUGUGGCUGGCACAAUGCCAUGGAGUUUGAGGCUGGUAAACCUUGUUAUGGGGCAGGCUGGCACCAUUGCUGUGUAGUACCCGAGGCUGGCACACACCGUUAUGGAAUAUGUGGCACCUGUACAUCUCUCUCGUGAACAUUACAGCCAGUACACCAGCCCUGGCCGUACAGUACAGUGUGUGAGGUUGGCAUACAGGGCACAGGCUGGGCGGCCACAUGCAGCGCUCUACAGAUUGUCCCGGUUCCUAGGGUAACGCUCAGUGUGAAUGGCGGCCUGUAGUAAAUAAGGUGACAGGUGACCAUAAGCGGUGCCCUCUGCUGUGAGUGGAGGGCGGACUGUGGAGGGCAGGCUGGGGGAUGCCAGCUCUGGGACUGGUCAGGGUCACCAUCUGGGAGUCACCGUGCCCAGCCCGCUCCGCCCGGCGGGUGUAUUAAUGUGUGUCGGUGCAGGGUGACCGCAUUGCCCGUCGUCUCCUCAUCCCCGCACCGGACUCCUCCUCCUCCUCUUCCGCCCGGGCGCCCGCCUCCCCCGGCAGCGCCGACCAUGCGCGACUAUGAUGAGGCCACCUCAUUUCUGGGGGACUGGGGACCCUUCCAGCUCUCCGUCUUCUUCCUCCUCAGUGCCAGCAUCAUCCCCAAUGGCUUCACCGGCCUCUCCGCCGUCUUCCUGGUGGCUAUCCCCGAGCACCGCUGCCUGGUGCCCGACAGUGCCAACCUGAGCCAGGCUUGGAGAAAUGUCAGCAUCCCGUGGGAGGAGAGGGACGGGCAGCGGGUGGAGAGCAAGUGCUGGCGGUACCGACUGGACUCCCUGACCAACUACUCUGCCCGGGGGCUCCUCCCUGGGGUGCACGUCAAUGUCAGCGACAUCCAGAAGGAGAAGUGCCUGGACGGCUGGCACUAUGACCGGGACCUCUACCACUCCACCGUGGUCACCCAGUGGGAUCUGGUCUGUGACAAUGACUGGAAAGUGCCAUUGACCUCCUCGCUCUUCUUCCUGGGGGUGCUGCUUGGCUCAUUUGUAUCGGGACAGAUGUCAGACAGGUUUGGCAGGAAGAAGGUCCUCUUUGCUACUAUGGCAGUGCAGACCGGGUUCAGUAUAGUACAAGUUUUCUCUGUCAACUGGGAAAUGUUUACUGUGCUGUUUCUUAUUGUUGGGAUGGGACAGAUCUCCAAUUACGUGGCAGCUUUCAUACUUGGGACAGAGAUCCUGGGCAAGUCAGUUCGCAUUUUAUUCUCCACGCUGGGUGUGUGCAUUUUCUAUGCUAUUGGAUACAUGUUGCUGCCGCUGAUCGCGUACUUUAUCAGAGAUUGGCGCUGGCUGCUGCUGGCUCUCACCGUUCCUGGCUUGUUCUGUAUUCCUCUGUGGUGGAUCAUUCCUGAGUCCCCUCGAUGGCUGCUAUCACAGGGCAGGAUCAGUGAAGCUGAAGAAAUCAUUAGAAGAGCUGCUAAGAAAAAUGGCAUUACACCACCUGAGAUAAUAUUCAGCCCCGCGGAGCUACAAGACCUUAAGGACCAGUCCAACAAAGCAUAUACAUUUUUUGACCUGCUGAAAACUAGAAAUAUUCGUAUUGUCACGUUUUUAUCAAUCUUUCUGUGGAUGAUAAUAUCUGUCGGCUACUUUGGCUUGUCACUUAACACUCCCAAUUUACACGGCGACCCAUAUGUAAACUGCUUUCUGUCAGCGAUCAUUGAAGUCCCAGCUUAUAUCAUAGCCUGGUUGCUGCUCCGAAACUUCUCUAGAAGAUACUCUACAGCCAGCACAUUGUUCCUCGGAGGAGUUGUCCUUCUUUUUAUACAACUUGUGCCUCAAUCCCUAAGUAUCCUGUCUAUCCUGCUGGUCAUGCUUGGGAAGUUUGGUAUCACAUCUGCAUUCUCAAUGGUUUAUGUAUACACUGCUGAGCUGUACCCUACAGUCGUAAGAAACAUGGGUGUUGGAGCCAGUUCUAUGGCAUCUAGAUUGGGCAGCAUUUUAUCCCCUUAUUUUGUUUACCUUGGUGCCUAUGACAAACAUUUGCCUUUUGUCUUGAUGGGCAGUCUAACAGUUCUGGUGGGUAUUUUUACCUUGUUGCUACCAGAAACCCAUGGUAUGCCUUUACCAGACACAAUUGAAGAGAUGCUUAGAGUAAAGGGAUUUAAAUAUAAGAAAGGAAUUAAAAAAGGAUUGACACUUCAGAAGCAGAGUAAUGGGAGUCUGAAGGUUCUCUCAAAUACUGCAUUAUAGACCCCCCCUUCCUUUACUCAGAGCAGAACUGCUAUCUUCAGCCUAUGGAGACCAUGGUUUCUCAUGGACAACGCAAUGCUGAAUCCACUGACUAAAUCCUGUCCGAAACUCCGAUGCCGUUGAUAGUUCACUGACCAUGGACAACAAGAAGGACGUCCUGCAUAUUACAUUGAUAAAGGUGCUGAAAUGACCAAGACAAAAAUGUUCUAGGAAGUUUUUCAUUUUAUUUUAUUUUGUUGGCACUGGACACUAUUUUGCCCGAGGCACCUGAGGGGACAUGUAGAAGUGGCCAAUUGUCACACCACUGGUAAUACAUUUAUAAGGAGUACAGUUUUCUAUAAUAUUUCUAACAUAUAUGAUAUUGUGCUUUAAUUUAUUAACUGCUUCUUUGCCAAGGACACUACACGCACCUUUCUAUGCCCGAUUUUAGAAACCUCGUUGCAGGUACCUGUGUAUGUAUAGAGGCCACCUGCAUUCCAGUAUCCUCUAAACACACUUAUGAAAUGGUAAUAUCCUUAGAUCGGGCUUUACCAAUGGUUACUCUGCAAUUUUAUGAGAAAACUUCAAAAGCAUCACAAUGAAAUUGUUACAAUAUCAAACUGUGGUCCUCAAAAAUGAAGGAAGUCCUGAAGAAGAAUCUGACUGAUGGAUUGAGCCACUUAUAGCAUAAGUGAGACACUCUUUUAUCCUAUUCUUUUUUUAUGUCUCUUCUUACCUCUUUAUAUUAGUAUCUCCUAAUGACAGCUAUUGGUAAGUAGUCUUUUUUUAAUUAGCUGCUACACAAUAUUGACUUCCUAGAACCAUGUACCCUAUUUUCUGGCGCAUAAGAUGACUGGACGUAUAAGACGACCUGCAACUUUUACAGUUUAAAUAUAGAGUUUGGGAUAUACUCGCCGUAUAAGACUACCCCUCCUACCGCAAUGUAUGGUACCUUACCAGUGAUUGGCUGGUUGUAUCCAAAGCCUGCUUGGAUUGGUCAGCUCUCCCUGUCUGCCCAGCCCUCCCCGUCUCCAACAUUAUCAAAGCGGUAUAUGCCUCUUUCACCCAUCUGGCCAGCCCAAGUAUCCUAUUACCGUAGCUCCUCCUCUGCCUCUGAGAUCUCGCACAUGCGUCACCCUUGUCUCCCAUUAACGUACCUCCUUCUCUGCCUCUCUGAUCUCUCAAAUGCACACCAGCACCGCCUGUCAGAUUUUGUACCUGUGCCGACCUCUCAGAUCUUGCACAUUCACGCCUGCGCCACCUCAGGUCUCGCACAUGCGCACCGCUUCACUGCAGUCCUCAGGAGCGAGAUCUGAGCGGCAGAGAAAGAAGUACGGUAAUAAGAUACAUACAAGGGCGGGCCAGCCGUUUGAAAGAUGCAUGUUUUUCUGGACACAGCGCCACUCUCUCUCAAUCCAUACCCCAGGUGGCCCGCUCUAUCUCUAGUCAUACCCCGGGCGUCCCGGCCGAUUGCAGCACCCGCCCUAUAAGACGACACCUGGAAUAAAAGACGACCCCUGACUUUUGAGAACAUUUCCCUGGGUUAAAAAGUAGUCUUAUACGGCAGAAAAUACAGUAAGGCUGGGUUCACACUACGGUUUGUAACUACGGUUCCCGUAUACGGCUGGGAGGAGGGGUGGGCGGGGCUUAAUCACAGUGCCCGCACUCAGCCGUAUUCGGGAACCGUAGUUACAAACCGUAGUGUGCGUUAGUGUGAGAAGAUGUGGAUCCCCUCCAGACCAAGUGAGAGGUAACCUACCAUUAUAAGGUUCCUGCCACCGGUGUGGUUUGUUGAAAUACUCACAAUGCUACCGCUAGAACAUGAGUGGUAAAAGGACUGACUUCAAGAUUUCUCGCCAAGUCCAUUUAUUCAUCUCUUGGAUUACCUUUAUAUACAUACAUUGCACAUCAAUUAUCUGUUCUUCUAUUCUAAGGCUUGGUUCACAUAUUUCCAGCCAUCCAGCACUGUUUAUGAUAGGAAUGGUUGGGAACCACGCUUGCCACAAGCAUGAUCUUUUUUGGUUGAAAUUGGGCAUGGCGCUGGACCUAUGAAUCAUCCAGCGUGGCAAAUAUACUGGGUAAAUGAGAACAUGGUGUUACUUUCAUCACCUUACAGAGUCCAUGCACACUUCAGAAAUUAACUUUACCAAUUUGUACAGUAUAUAAUCCUUUUUGUAUUGCUGGAUUAGUUUUUUUUAGAAGUUUACUAGAUCCUACACAACAACUCAUCUGCACUGUUUGAUCUUCUAUGUGUCUGAGGAUGAAUGAGGUCUGUUCAGUACACUGCUUUGUUUGGCUCUGUUCACACCAUUGACAUGGCUUCCAUUUGGAAUGAAUUGUUUUUCUAAUGGAUGUAAUCAGACAAUGAUGGACCUUAUUGACCUAUUUUUGACCUAUUUUUGGGGUCCAAUGGUGUUUCCGCUGGAGUUUUGGUAUUUCUGAUGGCGGAUAAAUCUCUGCAGACUUCCCUAUUAUUGCUGUCAAAAAUACAGAACGCUUGUUGAAAACCCUGACCUACCACCCAAAUGCAGGUGUGACUAUAAUUUGCACUGGGUAGAUCUAUCUGCUCUGAUGAAGAGCCCUUUUAAUGUAUAAUAUGUGUAAUUUAUAGAUUGUAUGUAUAAAUUAUUGAUAACAUCUUUGUGUUAUAGCUGAUGUAGUUUCAUUUUACAUGUUUUCAUGUGCUAUUUUCUCCAUUACAAUUCCAUUUAAAGGGGUAUUCAGGCUUUAUACAUCUUAUCCUUUAGAUAGGAGAUAAGAUGUAUGAUCGCUGGAGACCCCCAGGGAUCUUGGUGCAGCUCCAGGCAUUCUGUGCCGGACGCUGCCUCCGAGACUGUGAUGUGACGUCACGCCCCUUCCAUUCAUGUCUAUGGGAGGGAGCGUGGUGGCCACCAUGCCCCCUCCCAUAGACAUGAAUGGAGGGGGUAUGGCCGUGACGUCAUGUUCCCAUCUCGGAGGCAACGUCCUGCACAGAGAUCGCAGGGGUCCCCAGCGGCAGGACCCCUGCGAUCAUACAUCUUAUCCAAAUCCUUUGGAUAGGAGAUGAGAUGUAUAAAGCCGGAAUUAAUCUCCUUCCUCCAUUUGGGCUCUGUUCACACUAGGUAUUUCCUUUUGGCCUCUUCAGUAUUUUUGAUGUCAAGAUAGUAAUCAGUGGUAUUCUUGCCGCUUAAAGGUGUAUUCCCAUCUCCGAAAGGCGCUAACCCCUGGGACCCCCACCGAUCAUGAGAACAGUGGAAAAUUGUUCCUCAAAAUGAACAGAGCUCACUGCGCGUGAGGCUAGCGCUCCAUUCAUUCUCUAUGGGCAUUCUCUAUGAACAUUGCUGAAAACAGAUAACAGGAGCAGCAAACUGCUUCUGUCUUCUCUGCAGCAUCCAGCACCAGACAUUCCACUGUCUGAUCGCUUAGGCAGCUUGGUAAAACAUGCGGCAUAUGUAUACAAUGGCGCAGACUUCAAUGGUAUGGGCAAGGUUUUUUUUACCCUGAAUCCUUACAUAUCUGUCAUUGGUAAAAUGUUACCUCUAGCGCCAAGGUAUUAAAGUUUAAAAGGAUAUGUAAAUUAGGUGUUGGAACCCACAGAAUCUACAACCUUUUAGUUGUCACUUCACAAUUGAGGGCAGACUAUCAUGGCCCAGUGGCUUCCAUUAUAACCAGAAACCACUACACUAGUUCGAUCAGAACCUAGAACCAUGUGGCCGGGAGUUACUAAGAAGCAGAAACAAAAGUGAUCACUAAUAUGGUUGUGGAUCCUGUUGUGGUUUUCCAAUAGUAUAAAAUCCUGAUAUGUUUGCAUAUGUAAAAACAUAGCACAUCUUGGCUAUAAACAUAUGCAGAGAAAAUGGAAAUAGAGACGAUGAGUAGAAUUAGGAUUUUCGAGAUUUCUUACAUUCUGUCUCCAUAGCAUCAGUGGUCUCUUGCUAAGGAAACAGUGGAAAGAAACGGACAAUAUUAAAGGGGUACUCCGCCCCUAGACAUCUUAUACCCUAUCCAAAGUUAGGAAAUAAGAUGUCUGAUCGCAGAGGUCCCACAGCUGGGACCCCCCGCGAUCUCUGUGCAGCACCCAGUGUUAGCUAUGAAGGCUGAGUGCUGGCGGCGGGGGUCGUAACGUCACGGCCACGCCCCUUGUGAUGUCACACCACACCCCCUCAAUGCAAGUCUAUGGGACGUGUCUGCCACGCCCCCUCCCAUAGACUUGCAUUGAGGGGGUGUGGCUGUGAUGCCACGAUCCCCGCCGCCCGCUCCAAGCGUUCAGAACAAAAUGUUCCGAACGCUGGGGCAGUGGAGUACCCCUUUUAAACUCUUUGGCAAAUAUCAGAAAAUGUAAGCGAUACAUGGGACCGUACCCUAAAAAUUUGUUCACAUAUACGUAUUUUGCUGCUGAUUUUCUGCUGCAGAUUUUUCUACACAAUGACUUCAAUGGGUAGGAAAAUCUGUAGCAGAAAUAAUGCAUGUGUGAACAUACCCUAAACAUAUGCUUGUGAAUAAAAGACAA
Messenger RNA from Hyla sarda, 7019 nucleotides. Its product is annotated as organic cation/carnitine transporter 2-like. Gene Ontology annotation, biological process: carnitine transport; transmembrane transport. Gene Ontology annotation, molecular function: ATP binding; transmembrane transporter activity. Lineage: Eukaryota; Metazoa; Chordata; Amphibia; Anura; Hylidae. Gene Ontology annotation, cellular component: membrane. The record is from RefSeq and is a predicted model, not a curated record. The transcript is spliced from 10 exons. The coding region runs from base 875 to 2551 and encodes 558 amino acids.